Oncorhynchus masou masou (cherry salmon) is the source of this 3951-nucleotide messenger RNA. Its product is annotated as pro-interleukin-16-like. The record is from RefSeq and is a predicted model, not a curated record. The coding region runs from base 30 to 2102 and encodes 690 amino acids. NCBI's taxonomy places the organism in Eukaryota, Metazoa, Chordata, Actinopteri, Salmoniformes, Salmonidae. Gene Ontology annotation, molecular function: CD4 receptor binding; cytokine activity. The transcript has 8 exons. Gene Ontology annotation, biological process: leukocyte chemotaxis; induction of positive chemotaxis.
ACCCCAACGACACACACUCCCCAGUCGCCAUGAGCCAACCGAGUGAGUUUCCCGAGCUUCCUGAACUCAACUGUUCUUCCACCCACCACACCGCCCCAGACCCCACCACCCCCUCCACCCCUGCCUCCCUAAUCUCCACCCCCAGCCCAAGGACUGAGGACCCCCCAGGGGUGAGGAAGGGCCCCCCAGUUGCCCCCAAGCCUGUGUGGAACCGUCAGAGCCUCAGGAGUAUUAGGAAUGGGAGGCCCCAGGCUGAGCUGGCCAAACCCCUGGACAUCAGAGGCGGUGGAACCACCUUCGGGGUACGUCUGCGGCCUACUUCCUCUACAGCCCAGCUGUCAAUCAAGCAGAAGAUCCAUUCAUUUGAGACCUUCUCUAGUCCUGAGGGUAAAGGUCACGAGAUGGAGGGCAACAACAGGAGGCCCCUAGCCCCCUCCACUUCCCUCCCUCUGAAGGACAAGGCACCCGUCAGGAGUGACCCCCCUCUCUUAGAGGAGAAUGGCACAAUCCAACAUGACAUGGGCAAAGGAGCCAACGUGACCUCACCAAUCCCUGACGAGGACCAGGACAGGAGGAUGUCCUCUUUUCCCCCUGGAGCCUCUCCUCACUCCAUCCUUCCGCCCUCUCCUGCCUCCCACCCUUCUCCUCCUACCUGCUUUUCUCUUCUUCCGACCCACCACCCUACCUCGGAGCUCCAGACCCCAGUGGAAGAGACAACAGACCCCAAUGCAGAGAUCUCUGACUCGCCAUCCACCGAGGACACCACCACCUCCCCAUCCACCCUAGAGGCACCUCUCCCCGAGGCCGAACCAGAAACAGAGCCCGUGGAUGGGGCUGUAGAGGCCUCCAUCUCCCCAUCGGGCCCGGUGCCCAGGAGGUCCAGCAGCUCCAAGGGAGAGAGCUUUGGUCCACUCCAACCACCAGAGGAGGGGGAGGGAGACCAGAGCGAUGCCCAGGCUCAGGGCAAGCAGGCCAGCCUGCGGAUGCGUAGCCUGCCCCUGCCUACCUCUCCCUCCCCGGAUGGGUCAACAGCUCUACAAGGACUGGAGGGACAGAGCCUGGGGAAGAUACUCUCCUUCAGUAACCAGGUUUCUCAUGCCCUGAUGCGUUCCAUGCACUCCCUGCUCCCCUCCCUCUGUCCUACUGGGCCAGGUAACCCCGGGUCAGACCCAGCCCCUGCAUCCCCUCUAGUCUGCAGCCUGGAGGAGCCCGCCCCGGCCCAGAACACUCCCCUCUCCCCUGGCCCCGACAGCAAUGAGAAUAGCUUCUCUGUCAGCCUAUCUGAUCUGAGGCAGUGUACCAUUGAGCGGGGGGAGGAGGGAGGGGACCUGGUCGCACGCCCAUCUUCAUCAGCAUGUGCCCAUUCUGUUAUCUCAGCCAUCCCGCCACAGGAAAUACAGACCAUGAUCCAGGAAGUGAAAGCUCUGGAUGAGGAAACACUGAAGCAAUUUGAGCACAUCCAAGUGGUGAUUCUGCACAAGGAGGAAGGAGCAGGUCUGGGUUUCAGCAUUGCAGGUGGGAUAGACCUGGAGAGCAAGGCUACCACAGUGCAUCGUGUUUUCCCCCACGGCCUGGCGGCUCAAGAGGGGACCGUGGAGAAGGGUGACGAGGUGCUGUCCAUCAACGGCCAGACACUAAGGGGUGCGACACACGCGGACGCCACCGCCACGCUGCGCCAGGCCCGCACCAUGAGACUGGCCGUGGUGGUGGUGAGCAAGGGGAGAGAGGGAGGAGGAGGGAACAAGACUGAUGAUUCCUCUGUCAGCAGUAGCAGUACAGACCUCAACCCCGCAGUGGAGGAUGGGGGGGCCAUGCUGACUGUGGAGCUGGAGACAGGAGGAGGGGGCGUGGGCUUCAGUUUGGAUGGAGGGAAAGGCUCUAUCCAUGGAGACAGGCCUCUGGUCAUCAACCGGAUCUUUAAAGGUGGUGCUGCGGAGCAGAGCGGGUUGCAGUCUGGUGAUGAGCUGCUGCAGGUCCAGAGCACCUCCCUACAGGAGCUGAGCCGCUUCGAGGCCUGGAACAUCGUCAAGGCUCUGCCUGAGGGGCACAUCACUCUAGUCAUCCGGAGGAGGAAGGAGGAUGAGGCAGAAGGGUCUGCCUGAGGGACAUCUCACUGUAGUUAACAGGAGGAGGAAGGAGGAGGAUACUGAGGAGUUACCCCUAGACACUGAUUUCAGGUCAGUUUACACUGUUUAUACUUAAUUGAUUUCCAGAUACAAUAGGUCCCUACCUACAGAGGUAGUCAUUAAGAUCUGAUCACAAUUACACUUCUUUAAAAAUGUGGGCACAAUCAGAAUGUGGACAAGAUCAGGACAAAGGACUCAUGUUAGCACCAGCUAUAAACGGAGCUAUUGAUUCUCAAGGUUUGGCCACAUAUUGAUUGUGGCCACAUUUAUAGACAGGUGUCCGCAAUGAAAAUAUCUAUUGUGAUUGGAUUGUGAUCAGAUCUUCCUGAUCACCACCGGAGGUAGUCAGGCACACAUGUUGUCUGGAUAUCUUCCAAGUGUAGAUGGAUGUGGACAGGGAAACCAUUUAAAUCAUCAUUAUCCCUCUACAAUCAUUGACAGGUGGCGCCAUCGUCUUAUGGCAUCAAUACGUGUCUUUAAAUAAAGAAAAUACAUUAUUUUGAAUGAAUAUCUGUCGAAUAAUUUGCAUACAGGGAGGAACCAGUAAAUCUUGGUCACAAUGUGGAAACAGUGGACAGAUAAGAGACACAUUUUAAUACAAUGUGUAGAUGCAACGGCAAAAAUGUGGCCGCUAUCAGAAUGUGGACAACGGCCUCGAUUCAAUCCGUAUCGCUGAAGUUUAGGGUUAUAGGGUGAUUGAAAAUGAAAGGUCAUUUCCGGUUGAGCCUACAUAUGAAUUUACCGUGAAUGCAAUCUCCGCGAACACAGGAACAUUGCUUUUAUAUUUCAAUUACGCUGAAGUGCAGGUCUUCAGUGCUACGGAUUGAAUAGAGCCCGAGAUCAGAGUUAGCACCAGGUAUAAACAGGGCCCAACUAGAACACAAAUCAACCACAAGCCACCAUACCAUUUCAUAUGAGCACUAUUAACAUACUGUAGUUAUGAAUAUAACAUCUAUAUUCUAUAUCAUAUUGCAAUGACAAUCAGGGACUGUUACUGUAGAAAGAGGUGAAUUUACAGGUGCUUUGCUCUGACUGCCUUCCUACACCCAGAACUUCUAGACCAGGGACCACAGUGAGUUUGAGAUUUGCACAGAUAUAGAUAUAGUAUUUACAUGAAGGAAGGGAGAGACAUUCCAUUGCUUUUGACUGUUAGAAAUAGUGUACAAUACUGUAAUGUAGUCCAAAAGAGUAUUAUACUGAUACAAACUAUUUAAAAUGGGAUUUGCAUUUUUCAUGGAAUUGUAGUAUUGUAGUAUUGUGCUUGAUGUUGGAAUCAUUGUUUAGACCAAAGACUGUGAGUUGGAUUCAAUCCAUAUCGCAGAAGAUCAGCAUCAAAAGGUCAACUUAAUUUCCGUUUACCAUGAAUGCAGUCUCUGCGACCGCGGGAACAUUGCCUUUAAUUGUCUAUCGCACAAUAAAGUGGAUCUUCAGAGCUACAGAUUUAAUAGUCGUUAGUUUGUUUAUUAGAUGACAAUGGGAGAAUCUCAAUUGCAUAGUGCUCGCGUCCUCUCUCCUUCUCAAAACCCAUUGGAUGAGAAAGCCGGAUGUCCCGCCCCUCUGACCUUCUCCAAUUGGUUUUGAGGAGGCCAGGCGAGAAGACGUGAGGAAUAUCUAAUUGAUAUUCUCCCUAUGGGUGAAACCAAAGAUAGAACUAAACCGGAGCAAAUUUUCACCUUGUUUUCUCUCCUAGUUUGAUAUCAAGGAAAACACACGGUGUGAACAUUUUGUACCAAAAUCUAUUAGAAUAUAGAUAUUUAAAACUCUGUGUAUCGGUACGAAAGAUUUAUCGCAAUAUACAUUAUACUAAUAAAAUCAUUUAACCCAA